AUGACACCAAAUCAAGAAAUUGUGAUUGUGACUGUAAAAGUAUUCCUUCGUUUCGUAUUAGUCUUUUGUAGGUGAUAAUAAAUUUAUCAGCGUUACUACAUAUUCUUGAAAGUAUAUAUUUUUUCAGUUAAAAUGGAUAAAUUAACAUCUUUUCAUCCAAAAAUAAUGGGAAAAGCAAGGACAGCCGGUGAUGGCAUGGAGUCAGAAGAUGGCAAUUUAGAAAAUGCCAACAAACCAGAUGUCCCACCUACUUUUGCCACUAAGAUCUCGCACCCUCUCCCUCGUCUUAUCCAAGUCUUUCCUACAAAUAUCAUUAAAAAUGAAAAGAAAUCAACUCAUAUUCACUCUAAAAGCCCUAAGUUUGUCCCCUACGAGCCCUAUCCUGGUGCUGUUAAGCCUAUAAACCCCCAAGUGUUAAAUAAAGGCUCUAAAAAAUCCAGAAACAACAUGGACAUAAAUACUCUUAUUGGUCAAAUGUCACAAAUGAAUACCAACUUGAAUGAAUUCAAACCGAGGCCAAAGCUUCUAUCCACUAGUGAGAAAUCUUUCCUAGAAAUUGAUAAACCAAGUGAGGAAAAAGUUGAAAUGCAGAAAAAAAUUGAUGAGCUAUUACAAGAAAAUGAGUCUUUGAAGGAGCAACUGAAACAACAGGCCCAGGUGAACAAAGAACUGAAGACAAUGUUAGUAGCUUCAAUGGGAGAAGACCUUGAGAUACAAGUGCAGUCUCUCAAUGAGGAUAAGAAACAUCUUGCAAACGCUUUGCUAAAUUCUGCACAGCAUCUUUCAACCCAUCAGGAACAAACUGAAUGGCUAGCAGGUCAGUGCGAGGUGUGGAGGAGCAAAUUUUUGGCAAGCAGUCUCAUGGUAGAAGAACUAGCGCAAUGCAAGAAAUUGUUAACUGACAAGACUGAAAACUUGCAGCAGGCAAUCAAACAACUGUUAGACGAGAGAUGUCGCGGGAGAGACAUGAUGUUAUGCACAUACAAGAACUUGUACAGCCUUCAUGAGAAGUUUCUGGAAAAUAUUGCUAUCGCGGAGUAUGUAAGGGGCAGCGCCAUCUAUGGGCGACCAAUAGGAAACCUCAAUUUCAAUGCCACCACACUCCAAUCCACAAAUAUCCUAGACUUGGCCUCUGUCAACCUGAAACUAUCUGAGAAUAUAAGCAGCUCCACAGAAAAGCACGAUAUUUCACAUCUUAAUGAUUUACCUUCAGUGACAGAUGGUGAAAAGAAUGCAGAAAAUGUUAUGGCGAUGCCUUUAGAAGUGAGGAAAGUAAACGAAGAACCAGUGAAUGCUCUGGUUCACCACGCGUACAAUAACACAACGACCACUCUGCGGCCCAUAGCCUCCUGUAUCCACUGCAAGGGUAGAGUCCAACUGCUGUGAAGUUGAGGUGAAAAAGUUGGAACGCGGACCCUGGGCUACGACGCUCACGACUGAAGAAACCGGAAAAACUCUCAGUUGACAGAGAGAGAGACUUUGGUUAGACAAUUGUAUAUUUUAAACUAAUUUGAAUGAUUGAUAAAUAAGUGUAUUGUCAAUGAAAGAAUCUGUUUUAGUUAUGUCAAUAUUAACAAAACUACAACUCUUAUGUGUAACUGGGCAGAAAUCAAAAUGUUUACAUCGCGCAAAAAUAUAUAGUACAAUAUUUCGACCAAUCAUAACUUGCCUAACCCGUCCAUAAUUAAUUGCUAAACACUCAAUAAUAUUUUAAGCGAAAUAGCACCAGUCCCACUAUUUUUGAAAUCUUAUGUAGCAACAAUAAAGUCGUUAUUUGAUUGAUGUUUUUAUUCGGUUUGAAUCUGCACGGGAUUUAAUAUUCACCAUCGAACGUUGCCGAGGUGACCUAUAAACUUGAAAUAGAAUAAUAAUAUGGCACUACCCGAGAGCAUUAGUAUAAGUCACGAACAAUACAAUCAGUUGGUUGUAUUCUUUUUGAGUAUUACUAUUCAUUUUGAUCUGACAGAUUUGAGUGAAACAAAGCACAAUUCCAAUUUUCGUGCAUGUUAUCUCUAGUAACGAUUAUUGCAUUUUAUUUACUUCUUUAAGGCGAGUAUUAUAAUCGAAUACCCUUUAAAUAUGUUAUGCGAUGAUUAAAAGCGGUAGUAUAAUAUUAAUGUUUAGUGUUUGGUUAAUUCAGUCAUCAUAUUCGUUUUAUUUGACUUCGAAUUGAGCCAAACUUUGAGUUAGGUUUAUGUAAAUAUGAAAUCACGUUAAAUUUAAAUGGUGAUUAGUUAAUUUAAAUGGUGCUAAUUACUUAUAUUUUAUUAUAACAUAAUUCCAUUAUAAAAUGUGUACCUGGAACUGGUUAAGGAAAUAAAAUAGAUAUUGUUGAA
Molecule: messenger RNA, 2336 nt
Organism: Plodia interpunctella (Indianmeal moth)
Lineage: Eukaryota; Metazoa; Arthropoda; Insecta; Lepidoptera; Pyralidae
Exons: 6
Coding region: 133-1386 (417 amino acids)
Biological process (GO): Golgi to plasma membrane protein transport; Golgi organization
Cellular component (GO): Golgi membrane
Source: RefSeq, a predicted model, not a curated record